Molecule: messenger RNA, 767 nt
Organism: Cariama cristata (Red-legged seriema)
Lineage: Eukaryota; Metazoa; Chordata; Aves; Cariamiformes; Cariamidae
Product: mRNA-capping enzyme-like
Exons: 6
Biological process (GO): dephosphorylation; 7-methylguanosine mRNA capping
Molecular function (GO): ATP binding; mRNA guanylyltransferase activity; phosphatase activity
Source: RefSeq, a predicted model, not a curated record
GUGUCCAUUGCACACAUGGUUUCAAUAGAACUGGAUUUCUGAUCUGUGCCUUUUUGGUCGAGAAGUUGGACUGGAGUAUUGAGGCUGCUGUGGCUACUUUUGCUCAGGCUAGACCACCAGGUAUUUAUAAAGGUGACUAUUUGAAGGAAUUAUUUCGUCGUUAUGGCGAUGAAGAUGAUGCACCGUCACCACCUGAGCUACCAGAAUGGUGCUUUGAUGAAGAUGAAGAGGAGGAGGAUGAUAAUGGUAAAACUGGAGGCCAAGAAUCAGAAGCUGGAUCAUCAAGCUCUUCCUUUGGCAAGAGGAGAAAAGAACGCCUAAAGCUGGGUGCAAUUUUCUUGGAAGGAAUAACAGUUAAAUGUGUGACCCAGGUGACAACACAACCAAAGUUAGGAGGAAUACAGCAAAAAUGUCAGCAGUUCUGUGGCUGGGGAGGGGAUGAGAACAUUUAGAACUUGUCUGGAUUCCCUGGAGCACAGCCCGUUUCCAUGGACAAGCAAAAUAUUAAAUUUUUAGAGCAGAAGCCAUACAAAGUUAGCUGGAAAGCAGACGGCACUCGGUACAUGAUGCUGAUUGAUGGCAGGAAUGAAGUUUAUAUGAUUGAUAGAGACAAUUCGAUUUUUCAUGUAUCUAAUCUGGAAUUUCCCUUUCGUAAAGAUCUUCGCAUACAUCUAGCAAACACUCUUCUGGAUGGGGAAAUGAUCAUCGACAAGGUUAAUGGACAGGUUGUCCCUCGGUACUUGAUAUAUGACAUUAUUAAGUUUAAU